UAGCCAAGAUAUUAGAAAAAUAUUGAGCCUUCGAAGGACAGCAAUGAACUCCAAAAGUACAUUGUUGUCAACCAUUCAGAUGGAUUUGGAGGUUAAAGGCAUUGCAACAUCUGUAAGAAGGCAACCACCACUGUCCUCAAGGACGAAUAAACUUGCUCAAGGUUGGAGACCACAUACAAAAUCAAGUCAUGGUCCUCGGCCAGCAGAAGUUCCAUGCCUUGAUCUGGGAAACUUGGGAGAUUCAGAGGAUGAGGAUGGAGAUAGCUUCAUACCAUACAGUGCUGCACAUCAUCAUGUUGGUUCUCUACGUUCAUCCUCAACUAUUAGCUGGGGUACUCCAUUACAGACUCCUUAUGCACAGCAUCACAAUAUUUAUCAGUCGGCAAGGAAACCGGAUCUGAAGGAAACUGAGCUUUCUUCAUGGGAGCAAGAGACAGUACCAGAAAAUCUGCCACCUCCAGCAGAUAAAUACAAACUGAAGUAUCAGCAGUAUGAUGCAGAAAUGAAAGCAGGAUAUAAGCAGUAUUCCCAAAGACCUGCAGAAAAGAAAGCUAACAACAGCCAAUCCAGUGAACCUUCAAGAAAAAUAACUGAGAAGAAGGAUUUACAGCCUGAAAACCAAAGAGAUGAUGAAUUGGCAGUUCUUGAUGAGAAAGCUUUUCUUCAGCAGUGCUAUACAAGCAAACCCUACACAGUACAGCACAGCAUAAGGAAAUUAGAAGCCGAAGAUGUAGCAUCAGAGAGAAAAAAACAAAUUGUAGUGGAACAAGUUAUGAUAGAUCAGUUAUCCAGGGCUGUAAUAAGUGAUCCAGAGCAAAAUGGAAAUUCUCAUGCUUAUGAGAAGGAUCCUAUUCUUCCAGGAUUAAGUACAGCACCUCUACGCUUCAGAAAAAGAACGUUACAUGAAACAAAAAUAAAAACUAGGUCAGCAUUAACUGAAAAUAUGCUUUCCAAGAAAUUACGCUUUGAUGGUAGAGUGAUAUCAAGAAAUGGACGAGAUGCUUGUCGAGAACUGAUUGGAUUUUUCUUUGCGUAUGACAAAUCUCUAACUGUAUAUGAAUACCGACAAUUUGGUAAAAAUAGAACAAAUGCUCUCCCUUUCAUUCAGAAGGGAGUUUAUAGUCAUCAGCGUGGUCAAAGAAAAGGAAAGCAGUACUGUCUUAAUUGCUUCUAUGUUGGUGCAGACUUAACUUUUUUGAGCCUUCAUCAUCCUGGCCUUCCAGAAAGUAUGACGCAGAAACCAGUAUUUACAAUCCGUGUCACAAAUAUUGAUGAAACUGCUAGAGCUUUUCUAAAGACUUUAGAUGUGGAAAACAAAGAACAUUCUAUCAAGCAGGAAGGUGAUGCCAGCAAUAUUUUUAGGAAUGUUCAAGAGAGGCUGAGGGAAAAACUAAAUAAAAGAGGAGUUCGUGUUUUUACACGAUUAGGAAAAUACUUCCGGCAACUGGACAGUAAACAAAAUGGAGUUCUUACAAAAGCAGACUUCAAGCAAGCACUGAACGUGUUCCAUUUAGAAGUACCUGAAGAGGAUUUUGAAUCUUUGUGGUUAAAACUGGAGGAAAACUAUGAUACCAGAAUUGAUUAUAUGGAGUUUACUCGUGCCAUUCUUGGAGAAAUGAAUGAAUAUAGGAAAGGAUUUGUCAGAAAAGCUUACAUGAAACUGGAUUACAACAAAACUGGCAGUGUGCCUAUGGUAGAUAUCAAAAAAUGUUAUUGUGCUAGAAAACAUCCUCAAGUCAUAGCAGGUAAUGCAACAGAGGAUGAAAUUAAAUCUUCAUUUCUAGAAACACUGGAGGAUGCCUGCAUCAAUCCCAAAGAAGUUUCAUUCUGUGAAUUUGAAGAUUAUUAUGAAGGAUUGAGUACUGGAAUUAUGGAUGAUGAAGAUUUUGUUAAUACAUUAAGGAAUCCAUGGGGAAUAUAGAAGCAAAUAAUAUAAUGUCCUGAUGUAAAGAACUGAGAAACAGAAUUUAGAAUUUGAAACUUUUAAAAUGAAAUUUUAAUCAAUUGGCAUAAAUAGUCUUAAGAUACUGAAGUAAAUAUUUAAAAUGCUGUUUGCUUACUUCAUGUGUGCAUGUGCAUUUCUGUGUGUUCUUAAUAUGAGAGAUAUGUUUAAUGAAGGACCGUGUCCCUACCCCUCAAACUUCUAGAAAGAGUAAAUCCUAAAUAAUGACAUAAUAUAGUUUCAUAGUAUGUUAAUUCAAUGAAUUGUGGUGGUGAAUAAAAGUAAAUGUAU
Varanus komodoensis (Komodo dragon) is the source of this 2233-nucleotide messenger RNA. It is a transcript of the gene CAPS2, whose product is annotated as calcyphosine 2. The coding region runs from base 44 to 1921 and encodes 625 amino acids. The record is from RefSeq and is a predicted model, not a curated record. The transcript has 19 exons. Gene Ontology annotation, molecular function: calcium ion binding. Lineage: Eukaryota; Metazoa; Chordata; Lepidosauria; Squamata; Varanidae.